Messenger RNA from Leptosia nina, 507 nucleotides. The record is from the annotation of a GenBank genome assembly. NCBI's taxonomy places the organism in Eukaryota, Metazoa, Arthropoda, Insecta, Lepidoptera, Pieridae.
AUGUUUUCUACAUUUAUUAUACAACCAUAUUUUGAACAAGAAUUUAGUCUUUCGGAGUUUAUUGAAGCUUCAAAACAUGCUGUUCAGGUGGUGUCAGAAAGUCUACAUAACAGUGACUUUAAAUCUUUAGAAGGUCUAGUUGAAAAGGAUGCAAUAUCCACCCUAAAGACAGCUGUCACACAACUCUCAAUAUCACAGCGUCAGUUACUAAGCAUAGAUAAAGAAGAUAUAUUUUAUGCAUUUCCUUACCAGGCAAGCGUAAUGUUUGAUGAUGCUGACAAAAGAUGGGUAGAGAUUACAAUGUGCUACCAUGUGCUCAGAGGUCUUAAACAUAUGAAAGAAAGUGGUGAUCUACCACCAGUUACUUUAGGAGGCCAACCUGAAUUUGAAGAUAAGAUAUUUAUCCUCAACUAUAGAUUUAUCAGAGAAUUCACAAAAGGAGUUGAAGACACCUGGUGGAUUAAUAUAGUGAAUCAUUUCCAACCGCAAAAUUUAAGGAGAAAUUAA